GGUAGAGGACUAGAGGUUUCAAAAUGUCAACAGUGUACGUUUCCCCAUGUAAAGACUAGAGACUAGUAUAAAUAUGUGAUACAAGUCAUACUAGCUACCAUAUCUCUUACCACAACAACUCUCACAUGCAUGGACAUGGAGUCCCAAAACCACCAAAUCCCUCCAACCCAAAACCCUCCUCAUCCCAUUCCCGAGUCAUCGCCACAACCCAGUUUUCCGGCCAAACUUGCCCACCAGCUGAAAUUCAAUCUCAUUUUCAGGUCCAAAUGGGCCGAGUUGAACGGUGCAAUGGGCGACUUAGGCACCUACAUCCCAAUCGUAGUGGCCUUAACACUAGCCAGAGACUUGAACUUGGGCACCACCUUGAUCUUCACCGGAAUCUACAACAUCAUCACCGGAGCCAUCUACGGCGUUCCCAUGCCGGUCCAACCUAUGAAGGCCAUUGCCGCCACAGCCCUGGCCAACCCGGAUUUCGGCAUCCCCGAAAUCAUGGCCGCCGGAAUCCUAACCGGUAGCACCCUCAUCGUUUUGGGUGCCACCGGUUUGAUGCAACUGGUCUAUAAGUUGAUCCCUUUGUGUGUGGUCAGGGGAGUUCAACUGGCACAGGGAUUGUCAUUUGCGUUAACCGCGGUCAAGUACAUUAAGAAGGUGCAAAACUUGCCCAAAUCCAAAGCCAUGGGGGAGAGGCACUGGUUUGGGUUGGAUGGUUUGGUGUUGGCUAUUGUUUGUCUUUGUUUCAUAGUCAUUGUUAAUGGUGCAGGUGAGGAAUAUCAUCCAGUGAGGGAAGGUGAAGUUGAGGUUGAAGAAGAAAGACCUAGCAGAAAAAAGAGGUGGAGGAAAAUCAUAGCUUCACUCCCUUCGGCUUUUUUAAUUUUUGUGUUGGGUGUGAUUCUGGCUUUUAUAAGAAAGCCAAAAGUUGUGCAUGAAAUUAAAUUCGGGCCAUCUCCUAUGGAGGUUGUGAAGAUUAGUAGGCAUGCAUGGAAAGAUGGGUUCAUCAAAGGGACAAUUCCACAACUGCCCCUGUCAAUAUUGAACUCAGUGAUUGCUGUGUGCAAAUUCUCCUCUGAUCUUUUCCCAGAUAAAGAUUUCUCUCCCACAUCAAUUUCGAUCACGGUUGGGCUGAUGAAUGUGGUGGGUAGUUGGUUCGGAGCCAUGCCCAGUUGUCACGGGGCCGGCGGGUUGGCCGGCCAGUACAAGUUUGGGGGGAGGAGUGGAGGGUGUGUGGCACUACUAGGGUCAGCCAAAUUGGUGUUGGGUUUGGCUUUAGGGACUUCUCUGGUGACCAUUUUGAACCAAUUCCCAGUUGGGGUUUUGGGGGUGUUGCUCUUGUUUGCUGGGAUUGAACUGGCUAUGUGUGCUAGGGACAUGCAUACUAAAGAAGAGUCCUUUGUGAUGCUUAUUUGCACUGCUGUUUCACUAGUGGGUUCGAGUGCAGCACUAGGAUUUGUGGUGGGGAUGGGUGUGUAUGUUCUACUUUGGCUGAGAAAGUUGGGCUGCAAAGACAAACCUAAUUGGAUGAUAUGGAAGCAUGGUCGAACCAUAGUAGAAAAUUAUGAUCACAACCCAUGAUGCAUGGUGUAGCUAGACUUGUAUGUGUUUCAAAAAUGCUUGCUCAUAUGGUGCAGGGGGUUUGGAAUCAUGAUGUCCAUCACAAAAUCACAAGUCACAACAUCAUUAGCCGUAAAAGCUCAUAAUGGGGGAGAGAGAUAUAUUCUGAUCGACAAUAUUAUACAGAGUUCGAGUUGACAAACCAUUUGAUUGGAAUUAGCUAUAUAUAUAUAUAUAUAUAUAUAUAUAUAUAUAUACAGUCUCUAUCCAGAGCUAGACCUCGCUUUGAAAUUAAAGUGUGAGGUUGGAGUUUAUAGUCACUUUUCGGUCGCACAUCCACAUCUCGACCGUUCAGUUUUUAGGUACUAAUGUAUAGAUCAUCUCUACAAAAUUUCAGCCAAAUUGAUGAUCUUUAAGGUAUCUAACUCGCUUAAACCAAUGGACGAACUGAAUCUGUCAAACCUGGACCGUACUAGUUUUAAGGCAGUUACCAAUGCCUUAAUGACUAUCAAUUUAGCUGAAAGUUUGCAGAGAUGAUCUAUACAUUAAUACCUAAAAACUGAACGGUCGAGAUGUGGAUAUGCGACUGAAAAGUGACCCUAAACUCUAACCUCGCACUUUAAUUUCAGAGCGAGGCCUCACUCUGGAUAAGAUCUGUAUAUAUAUAUACUCUGAUCGACAAUAUUAUACAGAGUUCGAGUUGACAAACCAUUUGAUUGGAAUUAGCUAUAUAUAUAUAUUGCGGUCUAGUUGAGAGACUUUUUACAAUAGAUUAUGCUUUAUGUCCUCACUUUUCAGUAAAGAGAUGCGCUGCUUAAUAUGCUCUUUGAAUAAAUUCUAGCUAUACUCUGUUCAUA
Messenger RNA from Rosa rugosa (rugosa rose), 2405 nucleotides. RefSeq names its product molybdate transporter 1. Gene Ontology annotation, biological process: molybdate ion transport. Bases 130 to 1569 code for a protein of 479 amino acids. Lineage: Eukaryota; Viridiplantae; Streptophyta; Magnoliopsida; Rosales; Rosaceae. Gene Ontology annotation, molecular function: molybdate ion transmembrane transporter activity. The transcript has a single exon. The record is from RefSeq and is a predicted model, not a curated record.